GGGCUGCGCACAUGCGCAUGUCAUCUAGCGACACCCAUUGGCGCGCGCAGGCGUCUCGUGGUGCCUCUUUCUUCUGAAAACUCUGUAGCAAUCCGUGCUCCCUGCACUGCCAUUAUGAUCAUACUUUUCCUAACGCUGUUUGCGAAUGUUUUCAAGACCGGAUGGACCGGUCCGAACGAGCGCACGUUUAUAGCAGUGAAGCCGGAUGGUGUUCAGCGCAGACUGGUGGGUGACAUCAUCCGCCGCUUUGAACGCAAGGGCUUCAAACUGGUCGCAAUGAAGUUCCUGCAGGCAUCUGAGGAGCAGCUCAGACAGCAUUACUGGGAUCUGAGGGAGAAACCUUUCUACAAUGGCUUGGUCAAAUACAUGAGCUCUGGACCUGUUGUAGCUAUGGUGUGGCAAGGGUUGGAUGUGGUAAAGACGUCCAGAAAGAUGCUCGGAGAGACAAACCCUGCAGAUUCUCUACCAGGCACUAUCAGAGGAGACUAUUGUGUGGAAGUUGGCAGGAAUGUCAUCCAUGGCAGCGAUUCAGUUGAAAGUGCUCAGAGAGAGAUCUUACUAUGGUUCAAGCAAGAUGAACUAAUUUGCUGGGAAGAGUGCAGUGAGCACUGGAUCUAUGUUUGAAAAUGAACUGCAUCAAAACUGAAAUCCUGGCAGUAGGAUACAUACUCCUAAUAGUUUAAGUAUACGCAUAAGCCGUCAAUUGACCAAAAUACUUAAAGUAGUUGCAGCUUUUUCAAUACUAGCUAGUGGUUUUUGGUUUAGGUAAAGGUGCUGAGCGUUUUUAGUUAAGCUGCUUUGAACGUAAAGGGAUUUUGUCUUUUGCUUUUCUUUGCUCAUGCUGCUAUUUGUUCAUCAUCGCUAACAUUUCACUUCAUGACUCUAUGCUCUUAUUGGUCAGUCAUGCCCUUAAAGGAACCUUGAAUGCACUGUUUUGACGUUUUCAAUACUUGAAAUGUUUACAGCCACUUAAGGACAAUGUUUACAUUUUUACAUCCAACAGGUCAUACUCCUUGUCAUCUUUAUGCAAUACACAUAAUAGCAAUAAUGAAUGAAUAUCCCUAUAAUGUUUUGUCUUAUCUUAGUUUUGUGGUUGGAACUCAUGACCAAAGGGGCCUCACAUCAUAAAUAAAUUAUUCAUUUGUA
Molecule: messenger RNA, 1146 nt
Organism: Misgurnus anguillicaudatus (oriental weatherfish)
Lineage: Eukaryota; Metazoa; Chordata; Actinopteri; Cypriniformes; Cobitidae
Gene: nme3
Product: NME/NM23 nucleoside diphosphate kinase 3
Biological process (GO): UTP biosynthetic process; GTP biosynthetic process; CTP biosynthetic process
Molecular function (GO): nucleoside diphosphate kinase activity
Source: RefSeq, a predicted model, not a curated record